CUGACAAGCAAUACUCGCAGCCUCCCACACGACACAAUGGAGGCCCAGACAUCCCACGAGAAGAACCGUCUACAGACCAUCGAGCAAAAGGUCAAGGACGUGGAGCACAAACUCAACACGCGAUUGCCAGUGCAGUACCGACACAUUGUUGCCCUGGUGUGCGGUACCAAGUGGCGACUGCAGACGUUCAAGCCGCAAGACGCCGCUGCUGUCGUCAAGAAGAUGCGCUUGGAGCUCGGAGCUUUCGACUACCGCGUCAAGGAGCAGGCAGAGCUCCUCACUCGCUACCUGAUCGACUUGGACGGCGUUCUGAGCUACGGAGACGCCGACAUCAAGAGCGCACGCAAGGCACUGGUGGUGGUCAUUCAGCAGCUGCUUCUUCAGGCCGACGCCUUCAAAGAGCGCAGUGCCAAGCUUAAACAGUUCGGAGAGCGCGUACUCAGUGGCUUGGAAGGCCACGCGCCUGCGCCUUCGACGCCUACAGACAGUGACGCUGAGUCCGAUGAUAUGCACGUGAAGAGUCUGUUUGAAGAGAGCGAGGAAGAAGAGAGUGACCCGGAGCCUGAAGAAGAAGAGGAUAAGGAAGAAGAUAUGGAACGACCAGUUGACGCUAAGGAAGACGAGGAGAUGGAGCCUAUGGAGCCGGAGGCAUAUGAUGAAUUUGAAGACGAAGAGGAAGUUGCUCCUCCGAAGAAGUCGCUGCGUCUCCAACCAGCUGUGAGGCCUCAAACCGAAGACAUCGACGUCAACUCUCUGCCUGUGUGGCGGCCAUACUACCAGCUACAGCGUCGACAGGACGGCAUCUACCUCAUGGCGCGUCUAAACAACAUCGACCCACGUAACGUUCGUGUGCAGUGGAACGAACACAAUGGCGUACUUCGCAUUUCUGGCUUCCGUCUACCAACGCAGAAGGACAUUGUGAUGUCUCGUCUAAGCGGCACACCCACCUUCGGUCGCUUUGAAAUCGCCGAGCAGUUCCCGCAAAAUAUGCUCAACAUGGAGGAGGCCACGCAGCAGAUCGUCGAGGACGGCACUCUGCAGAUCCGCAUGCCUUACUACGUGAUGCGACGGCCGCAACGAUACCGUCCGGCGUCGCUCUUCCAGCCGCAGGACUGUUUUGUCUGGUAAACAGAGCUACUGAAGUAGCCGAAAUGUACACUAGGAUCGAUAUUUCAGCCGGUAGUAAUCUUUUUUUUUACAAGAAAUGAAAACUGCUGCUUAUAUGUAA
Messenger RNA from Phytophthora infestans T30-4, 1228 nucleotides. RefSeq lists its product as uncharacterized. NCBI's taxonomy places the organism in Eukaryota, Oomycota, Peronosporomycetes, Peronosporales, Peronosporaceae. Gene Ontology annotation, molecular function: protein-folding chaperone binding. Bases 37 to 1128 code for a protein of 363 amino acids. The record is from RefSeq and is a predicted model, not a curated record. The transcript has a single exon.